This is a messenger RNA of Cloeon dipterum, 1534 nucleotides long. RefSeq lists its product as uncharacterized. The record is from RefSeq and is a predicted model, not a curated record. The transcript has 11 exons. Bases 120 to 1220 code for a protein of 366 amino acids. NCBI's taxonomy places the organism in Eukaryota, Metazoa, Arthropoda, Insecta, Ephemeroptera, Baetidae.
GUGUAUUGGCGGAAUCAUAUUUGCAAGAAAUUUAUAACGAAUGCAAAUUAACCCAUCGAGUCUCGCAGAAUGAAAUUAAUAAAUUCAACACCGCUGAUUUAGACAGUUUUUCUUACAAAAUGAAGUGCUUUUCAACAUGCAUGGCACAACUUCUGGGAUUGAUAUAUGAAGGAAGUAAAUUUUGGGAGGAGAGGAUAGAAAAAUUGCUGAGCACUGUUAAAGUAUCUCAAGUCUAUCAGGAUUUUCGUUCCAUUGCAAAUAAAUUCUCAAUGAGCCUACUCAAGAGAGGAGCGGAUAAUUUGGAUACCCUUCAAAUGAUUAAGAAUCAACAAAGCAAAGAACAGGCUUGGAAAUCAACCCUGUUUGUAAACGAGGCCCUCGAUAAAUUUAUGGAAUGCAACCAGAAAAUGAAAGACUAUAAUUCGAAAGGAGAGUGUUCUUUCAUCCACGACUUCAUCAAAUGCUUCACAAAUAAAUCUGAUUCACUGGAAAAAUUUUGGAACAAAGAUUUCCGCAGCAUUUUUGAUCCAAGAGAUUACAGCAGAAUGGUGGCAAUGAGUGCAAUAAUGAACAAUAAUGGAAGCCUCAAUUUUUCUGAAUCGGAAUUCAGAAAAUAUGUACAGGUGGUAAAUAAAAUAUCCUAUGCAGAGGACGUAAUCAGCUCACGCUGCACCUACCGAUAUUUGCGACCGAAAAUUUUGACUUUCAAGGAAGCUUGCUUGGCGAUAGUGCAAAGUUUCGUACCGACCCCCGUGGGAAACGUUUUUAUGUAUAAACUGGUCAACAAAGAAGAGCGCUAUCCUCCGUUUUUUGCAGCCGCCACGUGUGCUCGAGCAAACGGAAGCCUCGUCACUGUGACAGAAUCCAGCAUCUCUAGCUUGAAAAUUCUAAACAAAUUAUUGCGAAACGCAACCAAGAGCGGUCCACUCAUUAAUGAUGCCUCGGAUUUAUAUUCCAACUCGAUUCUCCUGGAUGAGACUUACUUGGACUCCGAAAACGUUACUCGCUGGUGCAGCACCUCAGAGGAGAUGCCCAAAUCUUUGUUUGAUCCAAUGCAAGAGAAUCCCUUUCAUCUUUACGUAAAUUAUAACGCUGAAUUUGAUUCCAUGUACUUUAUGCAAAGCGGCAUUAUGUCUGAAGAUGACAAUUUAUUUGACGUUCCCGUUUUUUUCUGCGCAUUUGAUGAGUCAUUUUUAACUUUGUGCAAAAAGAGGAAUUGAAAAAGAGUAAAAAUAAUUUUGUUUUAUUUUUAUUCGUGUGAUAAUUUCAGGGAUGUUCAAUAAGGGAUGGUACAAUUUCGGCAGACAGUCUUAUUAUUUUCAUUUUUAUGUGUGUUACAAAUUUCAGGUUGUGGUAUUUUAUAUUGGUUUACCCUCUUUCAAGAUGAAAUUUAAGAUUUAAGAAAUGAAAAUCCUUUCUUUUAAAAUCAACCGACUUCAUAAUAUUGAUUUAUAACAAAUAAAUUUAAGUAGAUUCAGUCCUCUUUAUGCUCUUAAAAUAAAAAUAUUUGGUCCCAUUAAGUGACAGUAUUGUA